CUGUGAAGUGUGACAAAAUAAAUUUAUAGCAUAUUCUAGUUUUUUGCUCUUUCAGUUCUAAAUAAUAAUAAUAAAGAUACGUAUUUAUUAUUUACACCCUGAUGUAGAUCUUCAGGAAUGAUAGUGAAUAAAACAAUAAGGCAUAUUUCGAAGAGUACCUUCAAGUGCGAAGUAUAGAAUCGAUUUUUCCGGGGAUGUAAUAUCAUUUUACGUUUUGCAAGAAUGACUUCAAUCAUAGUUUCUGCUUCUUUAUUUCUAUAUUUUGCAAUAAAAUGCCACGCAUCAGGUACAGACAUAGCACUGGAUGCGAAAGCUACACUUUUACAUCGUAUUGAUAGCUUAAAUCUACUUAUUUAUACAUGCCUUUUGACACUAACCGUUUUAACUAUUUGGGUAUUCAAACAUCGACGAGUGAGCUGGCUUCAUGAAACUGGACUUGCAGUAAUAUAUGGUCUCAUAGUAGGAGCAAUCAUUAGAUAUGCUGGGAGUACAAAUCAAGUCACACAUAUUGAUGCCUUUCCAGCUCCAAAUACUAAAUAUAAUCUGUCAGUUCCACCAGACAUUGUACGAUUUCACUUUCCUGAUACUAUACCAAUUUCUCCUGGAGAAGUACCUGUCCCCAAUAAGACAUACGCCUAUAGCUUCCGUGGGGAGAUUGUGAAUUUGGAACAAAAUGAAAUAGAUCUUAAAGCUACUUUUGAUCCUGAAAUAUUCUUUAAUAUUAUUCUUCCACCCAUUAUUUUCCAUGCUGGUUACUGCUUAAAAAGGAAAUAUUUCUUCCGGAACCUUGGUGCAAUAUUGACAUUUGCGAUGGUAGGAACAGCUUUAUCAGCACUAGUUAUUGGUGCUCUUAUGUAUGGCUGCGUUCAACUCAUGCCAGCAUCUCUAGCGGCGAGCUUCACAUUUCUAGAUACUCUGUAUUUUGGAGCCCUAAUUUCGCCUACCGACCCAUUGACUGUGCUCGCAAUAUUCUCUCAAUUAAAGGUGGACGUUAACUUGUACGCUAUGAUAUUCGGAGAGAGUGUCCUCAAUGACGCUGUGGCUCUUGUACUUAGCGGAGCCAUACAGAACUAUGAGAAGCGAUAUUCUGUGGAUGGUGGUUUUGAGAUAACAGCGUUUUUGGCGGCCAUUGGCGACUUCAUAGGAAUCUUCAGCCUCUCCCUUCUAGUCGGCGCUUUCAUGGGAUGCUUGACUGCUCUGAUAUCUAAGUUCACCCACGUCCGUGACUGGCCGUUGUUGGAGUCGGCUCUAUUCGUAUUGAUGUCGUACGCUGCCUUCCUUAUCGCCGAAGUCUGCGAACUAACAGGUGUGGUGGCUGUAUUGUUCUGUGGUAUCUGCCAAGCUCACUACACCUACAACAAUCUCUCCUCGGACUCUCGUAACAGAACCAAGCAGCUGUUCGAGUUGUUGAACUUCCUCGCUGAGAACUUUAUAUUCACAUACAUAGGAGUCUCGAUGUUCACGUUCCCUAAACAUCACUUCGAUCCCUGGUUCAUUAUAGCUGGAUUUCUAACUUCGACACUCGGCCGCGCUGUCAACAUCUACCCUCUGUCAUUUCUCCUAAACCUGGGGAGGAAGCCGCCUAUACCAGUGAACUUUCAACACAUGCUGUUCUUCUCUGGUCUUCGCGGUGCGAUGUCAUUCGCGCUAGCCAUUCGCAACACGGUGUCGGAGGCUCGUCAGGCGAUGUUGACAACCACCUCUCUGAUAGUGAUCGCCACCGUCGUACUGCAAGGAGGAGCCGCCUCACACGCCCUGGCUUACUUGAGGAUACCUACUGGUCAAGGUCAGAACGACGAGAACGAAGCUCUACCCUACCGUGACGUCAGAAGUCUCUACCAGGCCACGGACACCGGCGGACCGAACGGCCGCAUGGUAGUUAAGUGGGACAAUGGCGAUAGCGGAGUGAUUAUGCCUUGGCAAAUAAACUCAUACGAAGAUACUCCACAUGGUAACGAGACGGGUGAGAAAGCCCGCCUCGCACGUCUAUGGGGCGCGGUGGACUCAAAGCUUCUGAAGCCCCUACUCACGCACGCCCGACCGCCUCUCACAGAAACGUUACCCGCCUUUCUAAGCCCCGUGGCGAGGCUACUUACUACCACACGACAAUACACACAAGGCUAUUCCCCCUGUCUCCAGGAUGGACUACGAAGGACUGAUUCCGAUUCCGACCUGUGUAUCGACGAGCCUCAACCUGUACCAACUAGUAUUGACCCACAGCAACCUUAUAAUAUACGGAAUGGAUAUGGAAAUGUCUAAGCUUUGUAGAGUUAGUGACCCACGGCUGUGAUAAAGGUCUAGAACCCAGAAUGUACAUAGAAUUUAAAAUGUAUUAUAAUUUUUUUAUUAGGAUAAUUGUUUUUUCUUUUUUUUAUUAUUGCACGCAGCAACUAUGGCCUGGACUCGUGGAUACGAGAAUCUCUGUAGAAGGUAUCACAGGUAGUAAUAUAUGAAUAGGAAAUGUGUGCCACAAUUAUAUAUAAAGACUAUUGAAUCUUAGAACUUUUUAUUUUAAUGUUUCUAGCUCUUUGGUUUUAGAGUAUAGACUUGUCAGCCAUAUGGUCUCCCUAGAACAGCUUUAUUCAUAUUCUGUUUGAAUUUAUAAUUCUUUAUAGUUUAUAUGAAAAAACACAAAAGUUUGAAUGAUAUUUUCACUGUAUACUUUAAAGUGAAACUAGUUGUAGAUUAUCUUCAAUGCUAUUAGUAUUAUAACUUGAAGUUUAUAUUCAAUUUCUUAAUGUUUUUAUUGAUAGCUAUUGAGUGUUAAAAAUAUUUGCAUCUGCAUAUAUAGCUGUGUAUGUUUUUAAUGAUUUCAUUUACUACUAUUUAUAUGUGGUAAAAUUUUCAUCUUCGUCUAUUAAGAGGUUUAAACCAUAAUAUAUAAUAUAUUGUGCUAUAUUUUUUAAACUUUUUCUAUUCAGACAACAACCAAACUUUAGAAAAUUAUAGAGCAUAUUUUCUUUACUUGUAUUAACUUGCUGCAUUGUGUAUAUUAUAUCCCUUAUUAUUUUUAUUAUAACUUAUUGUACUAUCCAUCAAAUGGGCAUUGAAAUAUUUCUGGUGAAUGGUUGUCAUUUAUUUAAAUUUAAUGUUGAUAUUCUUAAAUUAUUUUGGAUUAUAGCUAUUCAUAUAUAUAUUUAUAUAUUUAAAAUAAUUAUAGCAGGUUUCAAAAACCAUGUUUAGUAGAAUUUCGAUGAAACGAGGAUUAUUUUUAUUUAAUUAAUAUUCUUGUUUCUGUUAGGGAAUACCAAAAAGUGAGUACAUAGUAUAAGGAUGUUUGAUACUUGUGUAAUAACUGCUUUAUUGUCUCUGGCACACUUCAUCUUUUGUGGUCUAGAUCUAAGUAUUUUUAUUGUAAUUACAAUUUAAUCUAUCUUAGCUAAAUGCUUAUUUUUUUUAAAUAUCCCAUAGAAUUAUGGAUAGAAAAAUGUUUAUCUCCGAAUUUUAACUGGAACAAAUUCUUAUAUGUUAUGUGUAAUAAAAUUUGAAUCCCUA
Molecule: messenger RNA, 3495 nt
Organism: Danaus plexippus (monarch butterfly)
Lineage: Eukaryota; Metazoa; Arthropoda; Insecta; Lepidoptera; Nymphalidae
Gene: Nhe3
Product: sodium/hydrogen exchanger 6
Exons: 16
Coding region: 223-2259 (678 amino acids)
Biological process (GO): sodium ion transport; regulation of pH; proton transmembrane transport
Cellular component (GO): recycling endosome; membrane
Molecular function (GO): sodium:proton antiporter activity
Source: RefSeq, a predicted model, not a curated record